Miscanthus lutarioriparius is the source of this 1248-nucleotide messenger RNA. Lineage: Eukaryota; Viridiplantae; Streptophyta; Magnoliopsida; Poales; Poaceae. The record is from the annotation of a GenBank genome assembly.
AUGGCGACCAUCGUAAACACGACGGAGGAGGAGCCGAUGCUGGCCGUGGUCCGCUUCACCGCCGAGCUGGCCUGGGCCGACGCGGGCCCGGAGGUCGCGGACCCCGAGGUUACCCGCCUCUGCCUCGAGGCGCAGGAGCACAUCCUCGCGGGGCGCUGGCUCGACAUGGCCUCUCUCAUGCUCGCCUCCGCCGACCUGCUCCUCACCUCCCCGUCGCGCGUCGCGGACAAAGAUCUGGAGUGUGUUCUCUCCGUCAUCUGCAGCCUCGUCACCAAGGCCGGAUCCGAGGAUCAGGCGCUGCAGAUCACCGACCUCAUCUGCGCCAAGCUCACCCAGCAGCCCGGCGACAAGCCAGCGUUGCGCCUCAAAGUUCUUUUCAGCUUGUACAAUCUUCUCCCAAGCCCCUACGGCAAGGCAUUUGUUUACAAGAAGGCUCUUGAGCUCGCCACGGCUGGAAAGGCUGCCGAGUACAUCAUCCCAUCUUUCAAAAACAUCGACAUCUUCGUCAGUGAGUGGGGAAUUGGCAAUUUAGAGCAGAGGGAACUCUACCUUUCUGUCACCAGCAUCCUCAAAGACCACAAGGGCAUGGCUAAGGAGUACUUCAACUUUCUCAACAAGUACCUUGCCACAUUCAAAGGGUCAGAUGAUGAAUCAGCUACAAUUGCUGAUGCAAAGGAAGAGGCUGUUGCGGCGAUCGUCGAGUAUGUUAAAUCGUCUAAUCUCUUUCAGUGUGAUUUGCUCAACAUGCCAGCUGUUUCACAGCUUGAGAAGGACGAAAAGUAUCAGUUGGUUUAUGAGCUUCUAAAGAUAUUCCUUACUAAGAGACUUGAUUCCUACUUAGAGUUUCAGAGUGCAAACUCUGCCUUGCUGAAAGAUUAUGGACUCGUCCAUGAGGAGUGCGUAACCAAGAUGCGCCUCAUGUCUUUGCUUGAUCUGAGCAGCCGUUGCUCUGGCGAAAUCCCUUAUUCUGCAAUCACUGUUGAACUUAAGAUCAAUGAUGACGAGGUGGAGCAAUGGAUUGUAAAGGCAAUUGCAUCCAAGAUAUUGGAUUGCAAGGUUGACCAGCUUAACCAGACUGUCAUCGUCAGUCGGCAUACGGAGAGGAUCUUUGGGAUGGCACAGUGGCAUGGUCUGCGCACAAAGCUUGGAGUUUGGAGGGGAAACAUUGCCAGUGCUAUCAACACAAUACAAGCUAACAAAGUCACUGAAGAGGGGACACAAGGGAUGCAAGGCUUGAUGAUCCGCUGA